This is a messenger RNA of Puntigrus tetrazona (Sumatra barb), 9955 nucleotides long. RefSeq names its product adhesion molecule with Ig-like domain 3 (gene amigo3). Gene Ontology annotation, biological process: brain development. The coding region runs from base 908 to 2368 and encodes 486 amino acids. The transcript is spliced from 2 exons. The record is from RefSeq and is a predicted model, not a curated record. Lineage: Eukaryota; Metazoa; Chordata; Actinopteri; Cypriniformes; Cyprinidae. Gene Ontology annotation, molecular function: protein binding.
GAGAGACGGAGAGGGAGUGUAGUACACACUCAAUCUCUGCGAGAGAGCGACAGAGAGGAAAAAGAGGAAGACCCGUAAAAUUCAGAGAGCAAAUCGAAGGAAAGGGGACAAAAAUGGAUGGAUGCUGAGGAGGAAAAAUGUUGACAAGAGACCAGGAUUUGCAAGCGGUACCAAAAAGAUCAUGAUCUUUUUUGUGCUUUAAUCUUUUCACCAGUUUCUCCAGAUGCCACGUGGACACUGGAAGCUUAAAAAGUCACAGAGAGUUAGUAGGACACUAGAUGUCCUUUGUCAUUUAAACAAAAUGAGCAAGCAAGACAGAAAAACCUAAAAUUUAAGGACUCCUUUCUUCAGGUUCUGGAGCAACACAGACGAGACGUGACUGUUUCUUCUGGUUAAAACAAACAUCAUAUUGCUUGCAUUGUGGACCAGUGUUCAUGUGACACGUUGUGCGCCUGCUGUUCAGCCGAGGGCAAGAUUAUACUAACUGAACUGGACAGGAUGCUGACUUUCUCAAAAACAUCCUCCAGCCUGCAGCAGCGAGCUAACUCUUGAUUUAAGACCUCUUCUGUUCCGUCUCAGAUGUCAGGACUGCAAAACAACACCAACUGUUAAAAAGGAUGGUGCACAGAAGGUUGGUCUCAGCCUUGAGGACGGGACAAAAACAAUUGCUUUCCCUUUGAUGACUCGAAUGACCAACUCUCUCUACCUGAGAAUGGACUAAAAAUCUGGGGCAGCAUUCAAGAUUCAACCAAGAGUUAUGAGGCAGGAUAUGUGGAGUAACUGUUGGCAACCUUAAGGAUAGCGACACCUACCCAAGUCGCCAGCUCUCACUCAAACAGAGAGUGGACCUCUACCCUGGUGAAACUCUGGCUGCUCUGAUUGCCAAGCAAAGCAUCCUGACGGCACAAUGCUGUGUGCUCAGGGUGUGGCCGCACCCCUAAUGCUGAGCUCUUUUCUGCUGCAGCUAGUCAGAGCUAAUCUCCCUUCUGGCUGCCUGAUCGCAUCCGAUAUCCUGAGCUGCACCAACCUUGGCCUCGACCAUGUCCCGGAAGAGUUGCCUGUAACGGCCGCAACUCUGGACUUCAAUCACAACCGCUUAGAACGUCUCGACGAGGGCAGCUUCGCUGGUCUGCCCAAUCUUGACACCGUAAGGUUAGCACACAAUCAGCUAAGCAGACUCACUCCUGGAACCUUCAGGAAUACAAGCAGCAUACGCCACCUGGACCUUUCCUCCAAUCAACUGAACAUUAUAGAGGAGUACUACUUUCAAGAGUUAGUAGGAAUCAAGGAGUUACUCCUGUACAACAACCACAUAGUGAGGGUAGAAAGCAAAGCCCUGAGUGGUUUGGUUAACCUGCAGAAAGCCUACCUAAGCCAUAACAGACUCACAGAUUUCCCCUUCUUUUCUAUUCAAGAACAUCCCAAUCUCACGACUCUGGAUCUAAGUUCAAACCGUAUGCCCAACCUUCCCGUCAAAGACAUUGAGGCUCUAAAGGAAAAGAUACAGAAUGGGUUGUUCCUGCACAACAAUAGCCUAAUUUGUGAGUGCUCCAUGUACGGCCUGUUCAAACAAUGGGAGUACAGAGGCUUUACAUCAGUCAUAGAUUUUUGGGAGGAGCAUACAUGCUUGAUUUACGGUGAGCAACGUGCUAUGGUGCAUUUUCUCAAGCAUGUACGAUACUUUGAGAAUUGCAAAAUAAAACCUCCAAUGAAGAAAAUUAUAAAGGAGGCAUAUGCUGGGGACUCUGUAAUGUUAGAUUGCACAACGUCGUUAAAGGGAAAGCAUCUUAACUACUCGUGGGUAUCUGGACGCUACGGAUACAUCGCUCUUCCUUUUAGUAACAAUACACUGCGAAUGCAUUCAAAUGGUUCUUUGGAAAUCCUGGCACUACAAUCAAAUGACUCUGGGUUGUACUUGUGCAUGGUUCAAAACCAUCAAGAGUCAAGCAAUGAUUCUCUUGAAGUUAAUUUAAUGGUGCACAUCCACCGUCAAGAGGAGGAAUCCUUUAACACUGGCUUUACAACGCUUCUGGGCUGCGUUGUCAGUCUGAUUUUGGUUCUUAUGUACCUCUUCUUGACACCCUGUCGCUGCUGGUGUCGCAAACAGCCUCUGCCAGCAACACCGAACCUUGCGAACGAAUGCAGCGCCCAGUCGUCUAUCCUGACACCCACGCCACCUGCCACCACGGAGGGCCCCGGCCGCAAGGUCAGUAACAACAAGCAUGUGGUCUUUCUGGAACCCAUCAAGGAGGCACAGAAUGGGAAGCUACGGGCAGCACUGGCCCUUGAAUGUCCCAAGCUGGCAGUAACGCGGAGCGAUGCUGACUCUGUCACUUCAGUCUUCUCAGAUACCACUAUUGUGCCAUAGCGGCUGCUUACUGCCAUCCCAAUGACCUGCUCAAAUGAGCAUGUGGGUUCUCCAACGUGUCAGUCUGCAACUGCACAGCUACUCAGGACAGAUCAGUGAAAGGGCUCUGCAAGCCCAUAGCAGGACAGAGCAGAUACAAUUAGAGAGAAUAAAGAUAUAAAAACAAAAAGAUGGAGCCAAGCUCUCCCAAGAAUCAGUUUUAAGGCUUGACUGAGCCACGAUGGUAUGAGAGAAAGGAAUUGGUUCGAAACUACAAAAGUUGAGAAGGGUAAAAAAGCUUUCCCUUUAUCACUGCUUGAGCCUUGAUAGAUUCAUAGCUAUGAAUGCCUUGUCUAGAGCCUAUAACCCACUGAAUACUGCAUAAACCCUAAUCUACUCUAGAAAUAGCAUGAAUGACAUAAAGGAGAAUGACAAGUGCAUACUGGAUUUCUAGUUUUUUUUACAUACUAGAAUAUAACUAGAAUGUUUUUUAGAUGUGCUUUGUAUCCCUGUGUUUCAGAUUGGCAAUUUGGUGAGUAGUUAUCAGCAGUAAUUCAUUUUUAAGGGGUCAUGCCCACUUUGCAAAUGUAAUGGUUUGGGCAAGAGAAAAUGCAUCUGUAAAAGAGAAGACUGUUGUUUUAAAUGGACUUGCAGAUGUGCAAAGUGGUGCUCCUAACCCAUCCGAAUGAACGUGGAUGUCACACAGAGGUCACAUCUCAUCAUAGUACGAUUAUAAAUUGAAAUGAAUGAAUUUUAAUGAAAUGGAAUCUGUGAAAAAGUACUUCUCCCCUCUCCCUAAGCAUUCCAUGUUUCCCCUUGACACCCACCCGUCCCCUUCCACAAAUCCCUACUUUGUCAGCUUCUUAAUAAAUCCUUUUGCUUCGACCCCAGAGGUAAAUGUCUGCCUUCUUAUUCUUAAUUAAUGUCUUUAAGUGAACAUUCAAACUAUAGAAUGUGUGUCCUAGAGUUCCUGCUUUUCUAUUCAAGAGUAAAAUUAAAAUGUAUGUACGUAAGAACAUACAGUAACAUAAUUAAAAGCUGCUGCCAUAUAGAUCAUGACAUGAAGUUGUGAGAUAUAACUGGGAUCAAAUGUUUGUGAAUGUCAUGGCUGCUUUUGACAACGGCAUAUAUAAGUGUCCAUAUUUGGUUGACAAUGGCACGCAAAAGUUUUAUUGACCGAUGAAGCACAAACCACAAACACUCUUUCUAUAUCUGGAACCUCAGACCCAGAGAAGGGUGAGAUUCUGAUUAAUAAAGUUUGUGUGAUGGUCUGGAGAUAUGCUGUGACCCACAAAUUAAAACGUGUGGGUGAAGGAGGAAUUGAACAAUUACAUUACCCUUGAGCCGAAGCCCAUCUUCCCCAGAAUAACUGCAUAUUAAUGAGUGUGUUUCAUCCAAAACCGUACUGUUGUCACUAAAACCACCACCAUCAUAACCACCAUCAUCAUCAUUGUCACCUCACUGUAAUAACCGAAUCUGCAUGGACACACAAUCUGACACCCAAGGCAUACAUCUAGGCUCUGGAGUAGAAGAGAGUGGGGUAAGAUGUGAACUUUUUAUUUACAGGACCAGUUGACCUAAAAAUAAAUACCCUGCCAUUAUCUACUCACUCUCACGCUAUUCCAAAUCUUUAUGGUUUUCCUAUGUGGAACAAAAAUUAACAGAAUUUCAGGAACUGUACCAACGUUCUUCAAAAGAUUUUUUUUUUUAAAGGUUUAGCAGAAAAAGAAAGUUUGCUGCAAAACGUUUUAAUAUUAUAUUAGCAAAAAACAUUUUGAGUGCAACAUUCUAUAAUGAGACGAUUAAUAUUAAAAAUGGUUCGCUGUUUUAAAAUAUUAUGAAUAAGUAAAAUCUGUACCUUUUUCAAUACUGUUUUGCAGCAGCAUUUUCUCAAUAUUUCUUACCCUGGAACACCAAUAAUUCAUGGCUAAUCAUCUGAAUCUGACAGACCAUGUCUAAAUAAAUGUUCACAUGGCCAGAAAUCUACAUCAUUUGUCACACUGGUACAUCUUACCCCCACCUUCCCUAAAGCCAAACAUUUCUUGGCAUGUCUUACAAUAUCCACAAUAGUCACCACCCCGAAUGCAUGCUCUACUGGGUACGUGUCUUUUCAUGCUGCAUAAAGCUCUUGUUAAGGGACUUUAUGCAGCGGGGUGCAGUUGCUGCCUCUGAGCUGUGUGUGGUCCACCUCAUUAGUGUUUUAUUUAUCACACAGGAUCAAUACUGUCAAAGAACAAUACGUCAAAAGUGUGACAGCAAAAAAAAAAAAAAGCAUAGGAGAAACCUCAUAUGAUCCUUGGGCUAAUUGAAACCCAAGGUUUGUGUGUAAGAGGGCUUUUUCGAUAUCGGUUUCAUAUGCGUGUGCUGGAAAUAGUUCAUCGUUAGGGAGGGAAAAAAAUGCAAGACGAUACCCAAUACUCCCAGAUAACUAAAAUCUUAUGUCUUAGGCAUGCAAUAUAAACUAAAGCAUAAUAUUCUUGCUGAAAAUGCAUCAACAAAUAAGUUUAUAGCGUAUUCACCGUAUGGACUUCAGGAAAUCAUUCUAAAGGGUAAUCCUAUUGUCUUAACAUCUGCUGAGAUGUAAUGCUGGUCUAAAAAUGUCCUUCCUUUUGCACCAUACUGAGCUUCAGAUGUCUGUGUGGGAAGACCAAUAUGGGCUUUUGUUUGAGCUCGGAGCAUUAAAGGGUUUCAAUACAUUUUGCUGCUAUAGGGCAGGUAGCUCAUUGGUCCACAAUGGCGACAUGUCGCAAACAAACGAUAUCUCGAUGCAAUAUAGAAGGCUUCGGUUAAAAGGCCUUGAAGCAAACAAACUAAAACAUUUAAGAUGAAACAAAAUAAAUGCAUGGUAUCGAGCAAAGACGCGAAGAUGCAAAACAUCUUAAUGCACAUGUUCGGAAGUCCAGAAAGGGUGGGGUAAUCUUUAAUCUUCAUGCACUGCAUAUCGAUGCAUUUGGUAUAAUAACAUUUUGUUUUGUUUCACUCGGUGCAGACGGUCCAUCGCAGCUUAGUUCUUAAGUGAAAAUGUAUCUUUAAUCAGCACACUGAAAAUAAACACACUGCUGUAGUCUCCCAUAAUGCAGUCACAUCAGCUCCGCUUUCAUUUUCUGGCUUUUCUGCAAGAUUUCCACCAUUAAAGCUCAGCAGGACAAAUCCAACAGUUUUGCCCAACAGCCUGUGAACAUGUAAAUGAGGAAUGUGUAAUUGAUUAGCUUGACUCUAUUCCUGGACGCUUUAAGCGGAACUGGAAGCAUAGUAAUAAAAAAAAAGCAUUUGAGAGAAUGAAAAAGCUCUUUUAACUACUGUGUCUGAGGUGUGACCCCAGCAAUCACGACGAACGGCAAACCAUCAUCAUAAUCAAAAACGCAUUUGCAUUCUGCCAUGCAAAUACGGUUAAGGUAUUUUACAUUUAAAACAAAAAUAACAAAUUAUAUACAAAUUUUGAAAAUAAUUGCUCUGAUUUAGAUUUGAAAAGCAUAACCCUGAGAAGAACGACUGAUAAAUCACGCUCCUUUACAACAUCCUUCAUUUCCUGCAGUUCUGGUCCCAUCCAUUUCAUAGGCAUUUCAUCACAGCUUGACAACGGUCCUUCGAUUACCAGCAAACAAAUUUAGAGCGCUCAUCAAUCAUGAAUAUUUACAGUUCUGAUGAACCUUGCAAGCGCGCCAGACUAAUAAAGAGCCGGGAUUGGCCUCCUACAAAUACUGUCUGGACAGAUUUAGGUGUAAUCUACAUCUGAGAUGAAUCCAUCACCGUGGUCGCUUUUCGUUUGUUCUUUCAUUCUGAGAACUGCGAGGGUGAAAGAAAAGCUGUGAUUAAUUCUACCGGUUUUGUUGCAGUGUGUAUUUUAAUCCCCCUGAAUAAAUAAAUAAACCUAAGAAAUUAAAACAGCUAUAUCAAAUAUGUAAUACACGAUUUAGAUCCGUCUUGCUUAAACAUUGCUUUUUCACCGUGCUUUUUUCUAUCGGCUGCGCAUUUAAAAUGUUGUUACAGUAGUUAAUUUUUUGACCAGAAUGUUAAACGUUUAUGAAGCACAGUUCAUUGAAACGGCGCCUUCAAAUAAAAAGGAUUCAUUUGGGUCAAAGGGGCAAAUACUAUGCUAUUGAAAUGACUGGAUUUGGGCCAGAGUAGAUGUGACCAUAACUUUACAAGAACAACAUGCUUUCAAAUGAGUAAUAUGGACAUAUAGUAUUCUAUUGAGCACAAAAAGAGAUGUUUAGCAGAAUGUCUGUGCUGCACUUUGGCAUACGUCCAAAAAAAGAGAGGGCCAAAAAUACCACAAACAUCUUACAUUUGCUUCAUCAAAGGUGUGCUCUAUACUGAGGGACCUGCUACGAUUGUGUCAAAUUUAACACAGAAUUUAUUUGGAAUGUAAAAACACAAAAACAUCUUAUUUUUAAUUUGCUUCAGGGAAUAAAAGACACGUGGAACCCUCAACUAGGAGUCACGUGGUAGGUCUAUCAAACUUCUCGCAACUUCUAGCAUUUUUUGACCUCCGGUUCUUUUUGACGUGCUAUGGCUUGGCUAUUAUUUUAUCGAUAUGUAAAUGAGACGCGUCUGUAUUCUUUCAUUUGCACGUUGUUAGUAAAUCAUUCACACCCAUCUGCCCCUAAGUACUUUAAAAUCGUACACCAGGCUGAGCUCUUAUUUACUAUUUACUGAAAGUCUCGCUUGUCACAUGAGAAAGAAAGAACGCUUUGUUACGGAUUGACUUUCGUAUACAAUCAGGAGUCACAUUUCCCAACGUCCUAAUUCGUUUCAUCACUGAGGGAAAGCUAGCAUAGUACGGCUUUAGAGUAAAGGUCCGGCAGCCCUCAUUAACGAUUUAUGACGUCUCUCUGACGUCAGCAUUUAAAAAAAAGCUCACUAAUCUGAAACCUAUUCACCACAAAUCGAGGAAGGAGUUCGUGACGGGUAGCUUCUAAAGCUGAGAAAGUGUAUCUGAAUUAAAUAAGUAUACAAAAUGGAAUUACAGCAUUGGCCUAAAUUCUUUUAAAGUGGAAAUCAAACCACACUUGAGAAAGUGGAAAGUACUGGGCGUCAGGGACCAGGUCAAAGUAACGCCAACCUUUGCAGGUCAGUCUUCUCAAAUGCCCAUUACUAUUGAAACGCGCACACAUGCAAUGAAAUGAACCAUUAUGAUUCUCACUGAAAACUGCAGAGGAAUUCGGCACCAGCAACAAAAAGAAGGACUGUCUGGUGUUUGCAGUAUUUUUCUAAUUUAUUAUCGUCUAAAACAUUUACCGUAAACUGGUUUAAGUCGAUAGCACUAUCAUUAAGGACUUCCCCCGUUAGAUGUGUGUGCGAGCGUAUCCUUUUUCACUCUCUAAACCUAACAGGAUGUUUAGACAUGAACUCCGAGCCUGGAGUCCGCUUAAGUUAAUUAGCAGGCAUUGUUAAUGAGCGCUCUGAGCCGGCAGUUAGCCGCUCCGCUGGUAUUUGAUGGAGCCGUCCAGGGUAGGCUUAUGAUGACUUACUGUUAUUAGCGCUUCCAGAGAAGACAGCCAAUUAAACAUAGUGUUCAAAGAUUUUCACCAUAUUAGUACCGAUAUCACAAUGGAAAGUAAAUCUCACGGGAGGCAAAAUAUUCGAAACAUCUGAUGAACGAUGCUGCGAAGAUUCACGGAGCAGCGCUGUAGCCAAACAGCACGACUGAGGUUAGGAAAAACCUCUUCUGAUUCACUGCAGGCUGAGAUUUCGAUCGCAACAGGAGAAACUCGCUGCUACAGAGUUUUAAAACACAGAAACACCUCAGAAACGUGUUCAUGUCAGUUCAGUUUCACAGGGAAAGGGUGAGAUGGAAAGUCUGCGGAAUGCAAGGUGGCACAGAUGCACAGGAUUCUGGGACUGCACAAAAACAACGACACAGAUGCAAUGAUAAAUUUCAAUGAGGCGUUUGAGAACAUAACACUAUGAAAACUAUGGAAGCAGGUCCCGUCAUAUAUAUAUAUACUUUUUUCCAUGAUUGUGAGAUAUCAAUUAACAGUUAUGAGUUAUAAAAGUCGGUACUGCGCUAUGUAAACCUGCAACUGCAAAAAAUAAAUCAAUAAAUUACGAGAUUUAAACAAAAAAAUUAGGAGAAAGUCGAACUCUGGGAAAUAAAGUCUUAAUUCUGAUAUAAAGUCAUAAUACAUGUUCAUAUCUCACAUUUGUGACUUUUCUUAACAUUGUGAGUUUAAAUCUUGCGAUUCUGACGUAACGCGCAGUUGCGAGUUUCUUACAAUAUUGAGGGAAAACGUUAGAAUUGCGAAAAAGAAAAUCCUAAAAACUCGAUAAUACUCGCAAAUCCAACUCGCAACUGCAUCUCAUAACUCUAACCAUAUAAGUCACAACUGAGAGGUCAAUAUGGACAUUUUGGCUGCUGGCUGUUUAUGUAUUAAAAUCGUUAACCGAUCCUAGAGCAAUCCUAGAGUCUUGAACCACUAGGUUUUUAGUUUUUUUCUCUCGAUGUAGUGGGUUAUGUUUAAAGCCCCUUUUUAAAACCGUACUGUCCAUGAAAUGGUUGUUUUUUUUCACUCCGUCAAUGCUUCGACUACAAAGCAAUUCCCGCAAAUUGAGCUUGAUUUGGCUGCUUUCGUAAGGGCUUUACCAAAGGGGAACGUCGACCACCUGUGGCGCGGAUCGUCACGGAGCAGCCGCAUCGGCCUAUUACAAAAACACUCGUUUAUUAUCGCCAUAACCCCGCAGCGACCGGAUUUCUUAUUUUUAAGCACUACAGGGGGAAAGCAAAGCUAAUAUUCUGUAGUUCCACGACCGCAUGCGUCCGUGAGUCACCGCGGAGAAGGUGACACAUGUUCUCGCAGCUUUGACAGGCCUGUAAACUGCGAGUUGAGUGAUUCGAGGUUCAGAAUUGAACACCGAGUGAAAAUGGUCGCGCCAAAUAAAGGGUUUGGAUUCCAGAGGAAUUUAUUCACCCAGUUUCGUUCUGGCAGAAGCCCUGCUUGCCGUUCUCCCUCAGUAUUUUCCAUAAAACAUCUAUAGCUAACACUUCAAAUCAAUUCGUCACCUCUAUUACGUGAUCAAUGUCCAAAAUCGCACCACUCUUGCUCUUUGGUGUCGAAAAAGAGCAAUAGGAUGAAGUUCUUUAAAGGCGUCGAAGGUUCAACGAAAAAGCUCUCCAUUAAACGAAACGCUCUUUCUGGUGGAACAAAUAAAAUAAUGUUCAAUAAAAGGAGGAACUCGAACGUUUUAUUCUUUGGCAUCGCUGCGAAAACGCUUUACUUUUAAGAGUUCAGAUGCACGUUGAAAGCCAAAGCUCACACGGACACUGGCCAUCGCACCUCAAGGGACGGUCAUCUCAUCGUGGUUUCAGACGAGUGAGAAAGGCUCCGUCGUUCCUGCCAGAGCCGGUCAGAUGGGCGCAAACACACACACAUGCAAAUGUAUGACGGAGCGACGGGGAUGCGAUGCUUUGUGCCGAAAUGUCCUUGGUGAGACAGAUGCCGACGUAAGAAAUGACACACGGGGUGAACUUUAAAGGAAUGCGCAGUGAAGGAUUUACUUUCAUCUGUGGAACACCAAGAGUCGUUUCUGUAGAAAGUUCAAGCUGCUCUUUUCCAUUCAAAGAAAACGAAUGUAGAUAUAUGAAUAAUAACAAUACUACUGCUACUA